Molecule: messenger RNA, 1317 nt
Organism: Fusarium odoratissimum NRRL 54006
Lineage: Eukaryota; Fungi; Ascomycota; Sordariomycetes; Hypocreales; Nectriaceae
Exons: 1
Coding region: 1-1317 (438 amino acids)
Source: RefSeq, a predicted model, not a curated record
AUGGACGAGCAGUGGAGCUUAUUGGGGGAUAUUGCUGAAGAGCUCGAGAGUGAUAGGGCCCCAAGCAGUCACGACAGUGGAUUCUUCAGCGGCAGAGAGAGACAAGCUAAGGAUAAAGAGGAGGAAGAAGAGGAAGAAGAGGAAGAAGAGGAAGAAGAGGAAGAAGACGAAGAUGGGGAUGAGGACGAGGACAAAUAUCAGGAUGACGGCGAGCAGGAAAAUAACGGUAUGACUAGCCCGCUACAGGAUGCACUAGACCGAGCCGUCUUCCGAUUUAUCGUGGCUUCGAUCAAAACUCACGUCGGUGGAAAUGUAUAUAUAAAUUCGCUACUAUGCUUCUGUGCAGCACUUGGUAUUAAGCCACGCCCGAUGGGCUACAUAGAGCCGCACUUAUAUACCGGUCUGCUAGCUGCUAUGGUGUGGUGGGCCCGGCUGUUCUUUUUAGAGGCUGUAUUUGAGAAUCAGCCGCUCGAUCGGGAUGAGGUCGGGGUUGAGGCCGUACUUGCAUUCGAAGAGCAGCAUAGAGCGUGGAUGUGUAUGGGCACUCACACUGUCAUGAGCAUAAUCAUCGGGUGGAUGGCAUAUGGAAAAGGGUAUCGGCAGAAGAUGGGGGGUCAGCCGUCAAUACGGUGGUCCGAGGAUGGAGAGGGCUUAUUUCAUAUGGGCGAGUAUAUCGACGUCAAAGAUUUCACCCGCACACUAUGCGACGAGGUUGUUAAGGCAGAGAAGCUGCUAGAUAAGCUAUUCGGAGGGUUUUGGCACCCGGUCAGCAAGAAGAUCAAUAUGGGGCGAAUCGUGGAUAACAUGAUACGGCUCGGGGCAGGUCAGUCAUUUAUAAGCAAUCCGAAGAAUAAGUGGCUAGAGGCCGGACCGGCAAAGGUGAUACGGCUGAUGGAAGCAUCGAUAUGGGAUGCUACGAGGGUCCGAUGGAAGCGACAGCGUGUUAAGAGGUGGCUUCGUGACUUGAAGCUGCUGCAAGAGACGCUGCUCGUGCUUAUGCAUACGUGGGGUGGGCUUCCAGGAAGGGGGCCCGAAAUUACAACGCUGUGGCACUGCGACUCGUGGCAGCUGAUGCGGAACAUAUUCAUAGUAGACGGGCAAGUCAUGAUCGUAACUGACCGAGAUAAGAUGAAGGCAAUCCGCGAUAACGGGCGAAAGGUAGCACGAUUUGUCCCCGACCGGAUUGGGCGGAUGAUUGUGGCAUAUAUCGCAUGGCUGCUUCCGACGGAGAGGGUGCUGCGACGAGAGUGUCAACUUGCCGAGCCGCGUGGAGAGCAGCUAGAGUAUAUGUGGAGGGAUGGCUGCUCGUCGGUAUAG